AUGUCGCCCACGCCACCGCCAGUAGCAGCCGCAGCCGCAGCCGCAGCCGCAGCCACGAUGGAUGAGCGAGAUUCUUCACCAUUGUCGACACUGAGUGAGCUGGAUGCUGCAUCGCCGCCCGUUCCCGUUCCCGCGCCCAGCUCCCCCGCGACGACGAGCGCGGUUGGGCCGAGCGCGACCGGAACGAGCGCCACGACGAGCGCCAAGACGAGCGCCACGACGAGCAGCAGCAGCAGUAGCAGCAGCAGCACCACUCGCCUGACUCGGAGCCACAGCCAUUCGCCGUCGCAACCGUCUCGCACACCACCCCCAUCAGCGGCAGCCGCGACGAACGAACCCUGUCGACGCUCCAGUCUCCGCAGUUCCACCUGCACACCCAUACCCGCACCCACACCUGCGACAUCCCAACCCGCGACUGCCGUGCCUCGACUGCCUCGACUGCCUCGACUGCCCAAAGUGCCCAGUCGACAAGGCACCGCUUCGAUUCGUCGCUCCGAGCGCGAGAGGAGGGACAAGCAGAGAGGCGAGGAUGUCUGUCUGGUCUGUACACCACCUGGAACGGUCUUGACCGCCGAGCAGGAGAAGGCGAAUCAGGACAAGGUCUGGAUUCAGUGCGAACAGUGAGUUCCCAGUGGCGGUCGAGGACGAGCGAGUGGCCCCACACGCACGAACGAGCUAUGUGAGCUGGGCUGGCGGAUGUGGGGCACUGCUAUGACUGCACUCGGAGCUGCAAGAGAGUACGGUAAAGAUCGAUGGUAGGCUGACAUUCUAUGGCGGUGUUCCUUUGGACUCGUACGCUCGUUCUCGGCACCUUUUCAGCUGCAACGCUUGGUAGUGAGUGACUACAGCUCAUCUCGUCCAGCGAACGAACCACAAACUGAUCAUAUCCACACGCAUUCCUCCGAACAGCCACUGGCACUGCAUCAAUCUCAACGCGGGCGAUUGUAAGCUCACCCGGUCGCUAUGCUCGGCGAUCGACGAAUCUUCGUCUGUCGGACUUACACUCGUCUCUUUAUCGCCUGACGCGUACAGCCCCAGAAGACUUCGACAAGUGGUACUGUCCGACGUGCAUCAAGAUCACACUGGCGACCCGGCACCCCCUCGCGUGCACUCGUCGACCCGUACCUCGCCGAACGAACCGAGCCGCGCCCAAGAUCGACUAUGCCAAUCUCGAUGCUCACUUGCCGGCCGAUCACCUUCGAUGGCAAAGAGUCAUCGCGACGCGCAAGAUCCUUCCCGCCAACUUCCCCAAGCUCAGACCUGAACGCUUGACCGAGGAGUGGCUGUUCAAGGAGGGAACGUGGAGCGAACCCAUCAUCGUCGAAUCGCCGAGAGGGCUGGGGAUGCAGAUGCCCGAUCGCUCAACUUCCAUCUCGGCCAUCGCGGAUGAGAUUGGUGGGGACCAUCCCAUCGAAGCUCUCGACGUCGCAGCUCAAGACAGGGAUCGCACGAUCAAAACGCUGAGGCAGUGGGCCGACUAUUUCGAGAAUCCGAGGAGGGACAAGGUGCGCAACGUCAUCUCGCUCGAAGUUGGCUCAACCCCGUUCGGAGAAAAGAUCGUGGCGCCAGAGAUGGUGAGAAGGCUAGACUGGGUCGACAAUAUCUGGCCAAAGGAUUGUAGGGACGAGGGGCAGUACCCGCAGGUGCAAAAGUAUUGCUUGAUGUCGGUUGCCGAGUCUUGGACAGUGAGUUAAUGAUGGUCUUUUCUAUCUGCACUGGCACUAUUGGUCACGGGCUGAUAAGUUGAGAUCCCGAUUCACCAGGAUUGGCACAUUGAUUUCGCCGGCUCGUCGGUCUUCUACCAUAUCCUGCGCGGCGGCAAAGUCUUUUACUUUAUUCGACCGACCAAGGAGAAUCUCAAAGCUUACGAGACGUGGAGCGGCAACACCGACCGACAAGAAGCGAACUGGCUCGGCGACCACGUCGAUGCCGUCUACCGCGUCGAACUCGUCCCUGGUAACACCAUGUUCAUCCCCUCGGGAUGGAUUCAUGCCGUUGAGACCCCUUCCGACUCGCUCGUCAUCGGUGGCAACUUUGUUCACUCGCUCAACAUCGAGACCCAGCUCGAGGUCUAUCGCAUCGAAUUGGCGACCAAGGUGCCGAAGAAGUUCCGGUUCCCGCAUUUCGUCACCUUGCUUUGGCACGUCGCGAACCAUUACACCGCUCGCUUGAACAAGGUCCUCGCUUCGUCAGCUUCGAUGCGGACGUGGCCUGCCGAGUUGCGAAGUCGUCGGGUGUUGCUGGGGUUGAAACAGGCGUCAGAGUUCUUGAUCGAACAAACGACGCGUUGGGCCAAGGGGACAAACGAACUCAGUCGAGAACGUCGUCGCGUCGCGAUUCACAACGUCCCCAAUACGUACAUCAAGAAUGCGAACGAACUGUCGAGGGAGUUUAGGCAGGUCGUUUUGCGUGCUCUGGGGGAGCCGAUGGACCGUUUGUGCGAGUUGUCGAAUGAUGCAAUGUCGUUGACCUGGGUCUCGCCGGAAGAGGUGAGGGCCGAGGCGAUGGCUAGGGAUACGGUGUCGACACCCAAGGGCAAGGCAGUAAACGGGCGUGGGGCGGCGGAGGGAUUGACGUCGAUGAUGAAUGGCCAUGGCGACGCGGGGGUCAAGCGCAAAGCCAGCGACGCCGUUUCCCUUCCAGAGACAGCCGCCAUGAUGGACCCCCACGCCUCCGGGACACGAUCGAAGAAACCUCGCAUCACCCCGAGCGGGAUGACCGCCGUCCCCAACGAUGCCCCGACAAUCUUGGAGAACACGACGCUGUACGAACGCAGACCGAUGAGGACGCAACAGAUGAUGGAUCCCAAGAGGGCCGAAGUGGGGCUCCAAUUGGCCAUGGUGAACGAGUCGUCGAAUACCAAGACGAUCGUCAAGAGGUGGGAAGAAGGCGGGAGGGUGUUUAUUGAUGUCAGGAAGAUGAUUACGACCAUUGAGAGGGUUGAGUUUGGAGUACCUGAGGAGGAGAUUGUCGCGGCCCAGCAGACUCUGGGUCAGCGUGGGGCCGAAGGGGCUGAUGGGGUGCAGGGGGAGCAAGAGAUACAGGUCGAUGGAACGGCGGGUUCGUCGACGGCGGGGCGGCAGGAUAUUCGACAGACGACUGUGCAGGAUUUGCCCAUGGAGGUUGAUCAAGCCCCGAUGCCCACCGUUCCCGUCGCCUCUACGUCUACCUCCGCUCUCGUUUCCGCGCCUGUUCCCACUCCCGCGCCUGCUCCCGCGCCUGCUCCAACAAGGCCACCCAUCGUCCUCGCCGAAGCCCCAGCCCAUCCCUUCCCACCUUGGGACCCCUACCACCCCACUGCGUACAAACUCUCCACGGACCCCUACGUGCGCCUCGAACAAAUGAGUCGCAUCAUCAACACGUACAAUGACCCGCACCUGAUCAAGGCCACGGGGUUGAACUCGGCUUUUAUGGGAAGUGAUGGGACCUCCGAUGCGGAUGAUUGGACGGACGAGAAGUUCUUCGACCUGGUUUGGAGUAUGCGACCUGUGCUGAAGGAGGGGAGGGGGACGGAGGGGGAUUCGGGCACGCGGAGGAAGGCGCAUGGCUCGCAGUCCAAACCCAGGACAUCGUCCGGUAAGAUGGGAGUGGCGUUCAAAAACGCUACUCAACCCCAGGGUCCCACCUCAGUGCCCACGUCAUCGUUGACGUCAGCCUCGACGGCAGCCUCAACGUCAGCCUCAACGUCAGCAUCAACGUCAGCAUCAACGUCAGCGUCAGGCUCGACUUCGCAAGCCCCUGUCCUCGAGACGGGACCAGCCGCCACGAGCCCCUCCUUGCAACGCCCUGACUCCGGCGACGUUCCCAUGACAUCGCCUCAACUCAAGUCUACGCAGCCCAUCACGUCUUCUCCAGUGCCCAUCCUGUCGUAUAUAUCACAGAACCAACCCCAGCUUGAUAGCCUCGCUCCUCGAUCAACUGUGCUCCCUGCCGCUCAAUCCUGA
Messenger RNA from Microbotryum saponariae, 3944 nucleotides. The record is from the annotation of a GenBank genome assembly. NCBI's taxonomy places the organism in Eukaryota, Fungi, Basidiomycota, Microbotryomycetes, Microbotryales, Microbotryaceae.